AUGCGAAAACAUGGCAACACAGUCAAUGCACCACUACCAAAGCUUUCACUCUCAGCUACAGGUCACGCCCAGAAGACCUUCUUGACUCAUACAGAUAUUCAGGCGGUCAAGUACAGGCUUGCAGAGCACGAGAUUUCUCAGCCCACUGGAGUGUAUAAUACAGAGCUAGAGGAACAGGAGCAGAAUCUUGCGGAGAUCACCGCCAUCCUGAAACAGACACAGGCAGAGUACGAAGCUCGUUCGGCUCAGCUUGCGGCCAGAGAGAAAGCCCUAGAAAUUCGGCGACAGGAGCUUAUGCGGCGCAAAGCCGAGAUAGACAUAUAUGUCUCGCGUAGCAAGGACAAGCAGAACAAGAAUCUCCGGCUGACAGCAAAGCGCUACGAAGGAAUCUCAUGUGUCAUGCAGGAGAUGUCGGGGCUCACAGACACCAUCGCGGGGGCGACGGCCCUGCUCUCUAUUCUUAUGGAGAGGAACAAGACCUACGGCGUGUACGGCUCAUUUAUCGAGGCUGCCCACGACCGUCUUCUGACAGACAGCGCGUUCGAGUCGGGGCCUACAGACCGGAGUGAGGGUGCUCCGGUGAUGCGCAGCUACGAUAACCUCCGUAGUCUGAGCGCCUCCAUGGACUAUGUUUCCGGUGUCUACACGCGUCUGACCAAGGAGGAAGCGUCUUCGCUGAGUCUUGAACAGGCGUUGUCUGCGGAGUAUGAUGCAUCUGCGGGCAGUCUCAUAGAAAAACAAAACGCACAUAGGGUGGUGGUCUCUGCCCUAGAGCAACAGGUUGCUGACCUGAACGCUACAUUAGAUGAUCUGCUACUCAAACACGAGUCUCUCAAAACAGAUAAUGAGCUUUUGGUACACAAGCUGCACACACGCACCCAGGAGAUAUCGGAAGUCCAUGGAGCCGUGAAGAAUCUUCUCGAGCGAAUUGCCGCGGUCGUAGAAGAGCGUCAUACGUUCCUUACCGAUCGUGCAAGCAUAGAAGACCUUCUGGGAGGAGUUGGUCCAGAGCUCCAGCAAAAGGUUCAGUUGUAUCACAAAGAGGCAAAGGGCCUGAUCAACAUGAACGAGUGUUUCAACAGAGUACUUGGGUCCAGUCUCCUUGGCCGUCUCAGAGAUAUUUACAAACUUAGUCUGGCCUUGGAGGACGCCGCAGAACUUGUCAGUAUCGCAAACGACUUAUCAUUUACUACAAAGUAG
Giardia duodenalis is the source of this 1200-nucleotide messenger RNA. RefSeq lists its product as uncharacterized. The transcript has a single exon. Lineage: Eukaryota; Fornicata; Diplomonadida; Hexamitidae. Bases 1 to 1200 code for a protein of 399 amino acids. The record is from RefSeq and is a predicted model, not a curated record.